This is a messenger RNA of Cucumis melo (muskmelon), 1898 nucleotides long. RefSeq lists its product as uncharacterized. The coding region runs from base 194 to 1666 and encodes 490 amino acids. Lineage: Eukaryota; Viridiplantae; Streptophyta; Magnoliopsida; Cucurbitales; Cucurbitaceae. The record is from RefSeq and is a predicted model, not a curated record. Gene Ontology annotation, molecular function: ATP hydrolysis activity; ATP binding. Gene Ontology annotation, cellular component: microtubule cytoskeleton. The transcript has 14 exons.
AAAGAAAAAGAAAGGAAAUAGAGAGCCCAAUUUCCAGUUGUUGGAUCGUCCACACUCCGGCGACCCGCUCCCUCCAAUAGGCAAGUUCGGUUUGUUGUAUUUCUAAAGCUUCCGAAAGAGGAAAGGCUCAUCAAAUUCGCCAAAGUCGAAGUAGCUCAGAGGACGAUGUUGUUGAAGAGAUUCCGUAGCUGGAAUGAGUUUUCUCAAAGGUGUAGUUGACUAUAUUGGGUCGAUCUUCUCAGAAACGAGCUCAAUUCACGAUUCGCCGCAGAACCGGAGCCACGAGGGUGCUUCGACCAUGGACAGCGUUAAUGGAGUUCCUGUUUCGAACGAGCGAUAUGCUUCCAAGUUCAAAGGGUACUUUAAUUUGUCGCAGGAGGAGAUAGCCAAGGCCGUCAGGGCAGAGGAGUGGGGCAUAAUCGACGAUGCGAUCCUGCACUACCAGAAUGCUAACCGCAUUCUGACUGAGGCCAGUUCAACCGCUGUGCCUUCGUUUAUCAGUUCCAGCGAACAAGAAAAGGUGAAAUCUUAUAGACAAAAAAUCUCAAAGUGGCAAAGUCAAGUUUCUGAUAGAUUAGCAACUCUAAGUAUUCGAGCAGGUGUUACAUCGUCAAACAAGAGCUCCUUGAAUCAUGUGCAAAGAGCUGGAAACGCUUCAAAAAUGCCAAACAAAAAGCCAGUGUUAAGGAGCUCUUCUCACAGUGGUGCAAAUAAUUCAAUAACAAGAAGUCAACCGGCUAAUGUUGGAACUUCACAAUCUACUCGGGAAGUUCCCGAUGGAUAUGAUCCAAAAUUGGUUGAAAUGAUAAACACUGCUAUAGUGGAUCGAAGUCCUUCUGUAAAAUGGGAUGAUAUUGCUGGACUUCAGAAGGCAAAGCAAGCUUUACUGGAGAUGGUUAUUUUGCCCACAAAGAGAAGAGAUUUAUUUACUGGUCUUCGAAAGCCAGCUAGAGGUCUUCUUCUCUUUGGUCCACCUGGUAAUGGGAAGACUAUGCUUGCUAAAGCUGUAGCUUCAGAAUCAGAAGCCACUUUUUUUAACUUGUCAGCCGCAUCCUUCACAUCAAAAUGGUUAGGAGAAAGUGAAAAGCUUGUACGGACUCUCUUCAUGGUAGCUAAGUCCAGGCAGCCCUCCGUAAUUUUCAUGGAUGAAAUUGAUAGUGUUAUGUCGUCGAGACAUGCUGGUGAACAUGAAGCUAGCAGGAGGUUGAAGUCUGAGUUUCUUGUACAGUUUGACGGCGUAACGUCCAAUUCUACUGAUCUUGUAAUCGUUAUUGGUGCAACUAAUAAGCCCCAAGAAUUGGAUGAUGCAGUUCUUAGGAGAUUGGUGAAGAGAAUUUACAUUCCCUUGCCAGAUGAAAACGGUAGAAGACUUCUUCUCAAGCACAACCUCAAGGGACAGUCAUAUUCUCUACCAACUAGAGAUCUAGAAAGACUAGUUAAACAGACUGAAGGAUAUUCUGGAAGUGAUCUACAAGCCUUGUGCGAGGAAGCUGCAAUGAUGCCAAUUAGGGAGCUAGGUGGAAACAUUCUCACAGUAAAAGCAGAUCAGAUAAGAUCAUUAAAGUAUGAAGAUUUCCAGGAGGCAAUGAAGGUCAUUAGACCCAGUUUAAGCAAAAGCAGUUGGAAGGAGCUUGAAGAAUGGAACCAGAGUUUUGGAUCCAAUUAGAUAUGCAAACAUUAUGUAUUCUUUUGGAGACGACUGUUGUGAAGAGAACCCUUCGCCACUAUGUAUUAUAUUGUACAGACUUAAUUCCGAUACCAACUUCUAGAUAGUUCUAUUUUUUGGUUUCUUGUUUGAGAUGGCCAAAAUCAUAUGAGAAUAAUCUGUAUUUAGAAAACAAAAUCAAUGAAAUGACUAUUCAAGCUUAGUUUAAUAAACAAGACAACCAUUGAUAGUU